Molecule: messenger RNA, 741 nt
Organism: Callorhinchus milii (elephant shark)
Lineage: Eukaryota; Metazoa; Chordata; Chondrichthyes; Chimaeriformes; Callorhinchidae
Product: low-density lipoprotein receptor class A domain-containing protein 1-like
Exons: 6
Coding region: 45-671 (208 amino acids)
Molecular function (GO): protein binding
Source: RefSeq, a predicted model, not a curated record
UCUGUUCCCACACUUCUGAUCAUCUCUAUUCGUAUUCAUGAGAAAUGAGUUCAAGUAGAGUCUAUCCAUCAAGACCCAAGGACGUGGUGAAUCCUGAUAACGAUUCUCUUUUCGGAUCACAAGUCACUUUAACUCACAAUAAACAGGAAGACUCCAGGAGCUGCUGUACCAGAAGAUGCAUUUUAAUCGAAAUUCUCCUCCUGUUCAUUUUUGGGGCAAUUGCAGCUGCUAUAACUUGUGGGAUUAUAUUUGGGAUACCACCCAAACAGCUAAUAACCCGGCAAUGUAAAACCACCUCAGACAGAAACGGCUUCUUGUGUGAUGAUCGCACAACGUGCCUUAUGUCUACGCAGAUUUGCAACGGCAAAGUGGACUGCAGUAAUGGAGAGGAUGAAGCAAACCUAUACUGUGACAACCUACCUAUGAGCCUCCCUAAAAACUUGGUCUUCUUGUGCAGUGACCAGAAAUCCUGGACUUACAUAGACAAAAAAUGUAAUGGAAAAAAUGACUGUGGAGACUGUUCAGAUGAAUCAGCUUUGCAGUGUCCUCCCUGUUUUGGCUGGAAAUGUACUACAGUUUUCUUCAGUGACUGCGACUGCAUUCCUAAAAGUCGCUGUAAAGAUCACAUUCAGGACUGCAGUGACUGGAGUGAUGAAAAUAUCUGCAUAUAGAACAUUUUUAUAGUUGAAUGCACAGUUUCGACCUUGGACAUAGACCAAUAUACUCGUAUAUUUUCAAGAA